This is a messenger RNA of Trichosporon asahii var. asahii CBS 2479, 828 nucleotides long. RefSeq lists its product as uncharacterized. The transcript has a single exon. The coding region runs from base 1 to 828 and encodes 275 amino acids. NCBI's taxonomy places the organism in Eukaryota, Fungi, Basidiomycota, Tremellomycetes, Trichosporonales, Trichosporonaceae. The record is from RefSeq and is a predicted model, not a curated record.
AUGACCAGGACCAUGUUUCCCAAGGGCAGAACCGCCAUCCUCGACUACUACGACUACCCCGAGAUAGCAGACAACAUCGUCCGGUACGCGACGCCUCAGACGCUGCGUGCGCUGCGCCUCGCCUCUCGCGGCCUCAAGACCGCAAUCGAUCGACGCUACCAGUCCAUGUACCGUAUCUGGGGUCACCGGGCCGCGCACCCCCUGUACAGGCGUCGCACAUACCUGAUGCUGGCGUCUCUCUCCCACCCCCUGGUCCAGAUCAUCGAGGAGUUCACGAGCCGCCCAAAUCCCAAUCGCAAGGCGCUGCAGUGGUGCGGUCCCGUGCUGCCCUUUGCCGAGCUCAACUUUGCCACAGCGCGGCCGCACAUCUUCUUCGUCUUCCCCCGUCUGGCAGGAUACUCUGACUUCGACCCGCAGCACCUCUACUCGCACAGUCCGCUUGCUGAACUCGUGCGCCUCAUUGCCGCCAGCAGCUUGAUUGACGGCACCAUGUGGCUCUUCAUCGGCACCGAGGAGUGGGACACGAUGCUCAACGUUCGCGGAGGCGCUGAGGGCUGCUUCUGGGAGUUCUUCAUUGACGCCAUCGUCAGGCGCAGGGACGGGCUGGACCCGAAUGAGGAGGUCACCGACGACAGGAGGAAGAGCCUCAACGCUACUGUCUGCGCUACGACUCGCGCCAACUGGAAGGAAUGGAGUCGGCCCGGCCUCGUUCAUACGAUCGAGUCGGUGACAGCGAGUCUCUUGGCUGAACGUCCUCUCUUAACCCCACCUGGAUCGCAGCCCCAGUUUCCCUUUACUCCACAGACACCCUCCCCCUACCGCAUGUAG